AUGGAUCUUGGGCCGGGUAUAAUCGGUCCAUAUGUAUUAAAAGGGGAAAUCGGGCAUGGGGCUUUCUCAACCGUUCGCCUCUGCCAAGAUAUGAAUACAGGAAUCUAUUUUGCUUGCAAAAUUAUCCUUCGCUCUCGUUUAUUAAUGCACAAUUUAGAUAUUCGAUUCGAAAAUGAAAUCAGAAUUAAUCAACAACUUCAUCAUCCCGGUAUUGUUUCGUUGUAUGACCUAUUAAAAGACGAAACGAAUUAUUAUAUUAUAAUGGAGUUCUGCCCUAAUGGCGAAUUAUUUAGUCAUGUCGUCGAUAAAGGCAGGCUCGACGAAAUUGAAGCCAAAAUAUUUAUAUCACAGAUUUUAUUUGCGUUGCAAUACGUUCAUUCUUUAAAUAUAUGCCACAGAGAUCUGAAACCAGAAAAUUUACUCUUAGAUCAAGGUGGGAUGGUAAAAAUUUCCGACUUUGGGUUAUCACGUUUUGUAGGAGUGAACGGAUUGGUAAAUACUCCAUGUGGAUCCCCAUGUUAUGCAUCUCCUGAAUGUGUUUCUGGUCAUCCAUACGAUGGUAGAAAAAGUGAUAUCUGGAGUUGCGGAGUUAUCGCAUAUGCCAUUCUAACCGGUCAAUUGCCUUGGACCAAGAGGAAUCAGCAGCAGCUUUUCGAACAGAUCAAACGUGGUGAAUAUACGAUACCUACAUAUCUAAGCCCUAACUGUCGCUCAUUUAUUGCGGGAUUGAUGACGGUUAAUACAGAAUACAGACUUACUAUUGAGCAGGCCCUUCACCAUCCAUGGCUAGCUGAUUGCCCAUCUCCAAAUGUAGAAAUGUACAGACCUUUAUCGAUAGAUCAGAUACCUGUUCCUCCAAGCUUACGAAAACUCGAUUUAUUCUUCGAAAAAGAGCUUCCAUUCGAUGAUUCCCUCAUAGAAGAUGAUCAUCCGAGAUCCUCGGAUAACGUUACUUCCCAAACUUUCAAUUCAAUACGACAAGCUUUAAAUUGCUUGAAGGUUAAGUCUCGUUCACCUCCUAAGCAGAUGUAUUGA
This is a messenger RNA of Trichomonas vaginalis G3, 1035 nucleotides long. Its product is annotated as protein serine/threonine kinase protein. Gene Ontology annotation, cellular component: cytoplasm. Gene Ontology annotation, molecular function: protein serine/threonine kinase activity; ATP binding. The transcript has a single exon. Bases 1 to 1035 code for a protein of 344 amino acids. Lineage: Eukaryota; Parabasalia; Trichomonadida; Trichomonadidae. The record is from RefSeq and is a predicted model, not a curated record. Gene Ontology annotation, biological process: intracellular signal transduction; protein phosphorylation.